This is a messenger RNA of Penicillium arizonense, 1017 nucleotides long. RefSeq names its product tRNA 2'-phosphotransferase. Gene Ontology annotation, molecular function: tRNA 2'-phosphotransferase activity. Bases 1 to 1017 code for a protein of 338 amino acids. Gene Ontology annotation, biological process: tRNA splicing, via endonucleolytic cleavage and ligation. The record is from RefSeq and is a predicted model, not a curated record. The transcript is spliced from 2 exons. Lineage: Eukaryota; Fungi; Ascomycota; Eurotiomycetes; Eurotiales; Aspergillaceae.
AUGCCAGGCAAGGACAGAAGACCUCGUAGUCAGGGCCAAGGACAAAGCCGUGAUGUGCAGGUUUCCAAAGCUUUGAGCUUACUCCUCCGCCAUGCCGCCGAGAAGGAAGGACUGAAGAUGAACGAGCAGGGCUACGCCAGCGUAACAGACGUGCUGGAAUGGAGGAAACUUAAGUCUCUCAAAGUCACCUUCCCCGAGAUCCUACAUGCCGUCGACUCGUCCGACAAAAAGCGUUUCGCUCUCCUCCACAUCCCAUCCGCCCAAACCACCGAAUCUACAACCCAAGCAACAACAGUGCCAGUAACAGGGCCUAAUGCAGAGCAUGAGGCCGCGAAGGUCGCAAGUGAAGACCAGCCCUCGACAACCGUCUUGGAGUCUGCGCCCGCCACGAGCGACGCUCAGCAAACCGCUACCGACCAAGCUUUGGCCGUGAAUGACACCGACCCGUCGCACUUCUUAAUCCGCGCGACACAAGGCCACAGUAUCAAGACUGUCGACGCUGCAUCCUUCCUCGAACCGCUCUCCUUGGCCGAUGAAACAAAGCUACCCGAUACCGUUGUCCACGGCACGUUCCACUCGACCUGGCCGGUAAUUCUACAAUCCGGUGGUCUACGCUGCAUGGGCCGGAACCACGUCCACUUUGCGACUGGGCCAUCACUAGAAGCCGUCCUGGCCCAGGAUAAGGACGCGGUGCAGGCCAAGCCGGCAAGCGGCGAGGCACAUGUCAUCUCGGGCAUGCGACGCGACGCGCAGGUCUUGAUCUAUGUUGAUAUUCGGAAGGCGCUAGCUGCGGGUGUUCCCUUCUGGCGCAGUGAGAAUGGUGUCAUUCUUAGUGAGGGCAUCCCCGUCCCGAAGGAGGGUGAGAAGGGCGAGCCUGCCAAGUUCGUGUCCCUUGACUUCUUUGAUGUUGUUGCGGAGCGUAAGGUCGGCCUGGGUAAGCUUUGGGAACGCGGGCAGGUCCUGCAAGAGCUUCCGGAGCACCUUACCAAGAAGGGGAACCCCAAGGGUCGGCGAUGA